AUGGCGUCCACGGGAUUCAGCAGUGAACUGGAACAAGGCGGCCACAGGAGCUGGGAGAACCUGAAGAAAGCAGAAGGACUCAAGGGACGCGCGAACACUGUGCAGAACAUGAACUACCAGAGCGAAGAGCAGAAGCUUUUGUAUCAAGAACUUCCGUUUCGGGUCCUGCCGGGCAUGCGCCGUCGAUCGUUCCGUAGUGAGCGCGAGUUCCCUCAACUUCGAACGCGCGGUUCCUGGGCCAAUCUAUCGCGACUUAUCAAGAAGCAUGGCGAGAUUCAACCGCUUCUCGAAGAAGAGCAAGACGAUAGUCUCGAGCCAGGCUACACGUACCCGUUGCUCCAGUCGUGUGUCGUAGCCGUUCUCAAUGCGUUCCAGUACGGUUACAACACAGCAGUCACGGGCGCCAUGAAUGCCACCGUCGUGUUUCCUGGCCACUCCAACAUGCUCUGGGCACUCUGCGUGUCGAGUUUUGCCGUCGGUGGACCGAUUGGAUCUGCCAUUGGAGGACAGCUGAGCGCCACGCUGGGUCGCAAGCAGACAAUGUUUGCCAACUCGUGCCUCUUUGUGUUCUCGGGGCUUGUCAUGGCGUUUGCUGCCAACAUGUACAUGUUGAUUCUUGGCCGCUUUCUUGUGGGUAUUGCGUCGGGUGCAGCGACUAUUCUUGUACCGCUCUAUCUUGGCGAACUCGCGCCGCCAAAUCUUCGUGGAGCUUUGGGGACCACCUACCAAGUUGCAAUGGUGCUCGGUAUCCUCGUGACGGAUCUCCUGGCAUUUGGCUUUGCUGGAGAGAGUGACGGCUUGGCACGCCCUGGAUGGCGUCUGAUGUUUGGCUUUACGGGAAUUCUUGGACUUUUGCAGCUCGCGCUUGCUCCGCUACUGAUUGAAAGUCCACGGUGGCUACUCAACAAUGGCAAUCCAAAGGAUGCAGAGGGGACGUUGCGUACUCUGCGUCAGUCGGACGACGUGGUGGAAGAAAUGGACAGCAUUUCGGCUGCAAACGCGAGCGAGUCGGGCAAUGUCCAGAGCAUUGGCGAUGUUCUGCGUGACCCGAGUAUUCGCCUACCUCUCCUCGUUGCUGUCGUCUUGCAGUUUGGCCAGCAGCUGAGUGGCAUCAGCGCAGUCAUGUUCUACGCGAGCUCGUUUUUUCAGAGCGCGGGGCUGGAGAAUCCACUGAUUGGCAUCACGCUCGUGUACAUUGUGAAUGUGCUGGCGACGAUAGUUGCCCUGAUGCUGAUGGACUCGGCUGGCCGUCGACCGCUCCUGAUUUGGUCAAUGGUUGGCAUGCUCGUGUCGACUGUGGUUUUGACCGUCGGGCUUUCGAAUCUGCUGCCCUUGUCGAGUAUCUUCAGUGUCGGCGGUGUCAUGAGCUUUGUGUGGUUCUUCGAGAUUGGCCUUGGUCCCAUCCCGUGGCUGAUUGCAGCCGAGAUGUUCCCACCCAAGUCACGUACAUCAGCGACGUCCAUUGCUACGAUGGUCAAUUGGUUGGGCCUUUUCAUCAUUGGCAUUGUGUUUCCAACCAUGCAAAGCGCGCUGGGUAACUUUAUCUACGUCCCCUUUGCCAUAAUGCUGUCCCUCACGUUGGCCUUCUCCAUCAAGUUUGUACCCGAGACGAAAGGCAAGACGCUGGAUGAGGUUCAAGAAGAAAUCAACCGGCACUAG
Hyaloperonospora brassicae is the source of this 1659-nucleotide messenger RNA. The record is from the annotation of a GenBank genome assembly. NCBI's taxonomy places the organism in Eukaryota, Oomycota, Peronosporomycetes, Peronosporales, Peronosporaceae.